This is a messenger RNA of Morus notabilis, 1347 nucleotides long. Its product is annotated as chlorophyll a-b binding protein CP26, chloroplastic. Gene Ontology annotation, biological process: response to light stimulus; photosynthesis, light harvesting in photosystem I. Gene Ontology annotation, cellular component: chloroplast thylakoid membrane; plastoglobule. The coding region runs from base 16 to 1107 and encodes 363 amino acids. The record is from RefSeq and is a predicted model, not a curated record. The transcript has 6 exons. NCBI's taxonomy places the organism in Eukaryota, Viridiplantae, Streptophyta, Magnoliopsida, Rosales, Moraceae.
GCAACAUGAUCUGCCAUGUCAGAGCAGGCAGCCUAUCAAAUGAGGGUAACGGAUUGCAGACCAAUUGAAGUGAAGGAAUGGAAAUCCGAGGUGGCACGUCCACAUCCACCGGCUCAAGCAUAUAGCAUGUUUUUUGGAGUAUGCACUCCACCAUUUGCCAUUGUAUUGUAUUCAUCUACUAAUCGUGAGAGGCAGAGUUUUUUGACCUCCAAUCCAAUCCAAACCAACCCAAAAAACAUGGCUUCUCUGGCAGCAACUACGGCAGCUGCCUCCCUCGGGGUGUCGGAAAUGUUCGGAAACCCUCUCAACUUCAGCGGGGUGGCCAGGUCAGCAACUCCAAGUGCUUCGAGCGCAGCCAGCUUUAAGACAGUGGCUCUCUUCUCCAAAAAGAAGGCCAAGGCAAAGCCCGCCGCGGCUGUUUCUCCUGUCGAUGAAGAGCUCGCCAAGUGGUAUGGUCCCGACAGGAGAAUUUUCUUGCCUGAGGGCCUCCUCGACCGUUCUGAGAUCCCCGAGUACUUGACCGGAGAGGUUCCUGGAGACUAUGGUUACGAUCCUUUUGGGCUGAGCAAGAAGCCUGAGGACUUCAGCAAGUACCAAGCAAACGAGUUGAUCCAUGGUCGGUGGGCUAUGCUCGGAGCUGCCGGCUUCAUUAUUCCAGAGGCCUUCAACAAAUUCGGUGCCAACUGUGGCCCCGAGGCUGUCUGGUUCAAGACAGGAGCUCUACUGCUUGACGGCAACACAUUGAAUUACUUUGGAAAGAACAUUCCCAUCAAUCUAGUUCUUGCUGUCAUUGCUGAGGUUAUUCUGGUUGGUGGAGCAGAAUAUUACAGAAUCAUCAACGGCUUGGACUUGGAGGACAAGCUUCACCCAGGUGGUCCAUUUGAUCCACUGGGGCUUGCAAAGGAUCCGGACCAGGCAGCAAUUCUGAAGGUGAAGGAGAUUAAGAACGGGAGACUCGCAAUGUUUGCGAUGCUUGGUUUCUUUUUCCAAGCCUACGUAACAGGGGAAGGCCCCGUCGAGAACCUCGCCAAACAUCUCAGCGAUCCUUUUGGAAACAACUUGCUCACUGUCAUUGCUGGAUCUGCCGAAAGAGCUCCAACCCUCUGAUCAUCUUCUUUUGUUUUAGCUUUCACAAAUCUUAAUUAGCAAAUCCACUGUUGAGAUUUGUUGUACACCUUUCAUGGAUACAUGUUAAUUAAGGCGCUUAUUAAUCUCUGCUCACCGGCUUGAACAUUGUGAAUUCUCGUUUUUCAUUUUAUUUUAUAUUUAUAUGGAGAGGAGAUCAAUGUUUAUGCUGUAUUUCAAGUACGCCUAUUACCUAUACAAAUGUUGCGACAUUGCCAAUUA